AAUGAUUACCUAGAAGAUCGCGUUUAGAGUCAUGACGAAGUAGUCUUCGAUCCAUGAUGCGGAUACCUUCAACCCAACUUACAUCAUUUCAUGACAUCAAUACUGUACCUUACAGCUAGUGAUUACUUAUCUCAGCUAUAUGUGUGUCUCUGAUAAUCCCUGUGACGAACACUUCAUCGUGCUUCCGAAAAUGAGACACAUCAUCUUGUCUCAGACACAGAUCCCUGCGGGGCAUAGAGGAUCAUUACUGCAUAGUUCGGUAAUCGCUGCAUGAUACGUAAAAGACCAAACAGCGCCCAACCGCUGAAGAUUGAGUUAUUUUUUCUCCUUCUUCUUCUAAUCUAACUCAAGUUAACUCUACCGGCAGCGGAAAAACCUGCGUUGAGCAAGCCACCAACACAAUGAGGCCACCUGUCGUGCAUUCCGAGUCCGCGUUGCCGGAAACCGAACCAAACGAGCCGAUUCUGGCUGAUUUGAUUGAUGAUGAGGAUGGCGAGUCGAUUUCUGGCGAUAUGUCGACGGUGUCGAUAACGAGCAGUAUUCUUGCGUACCGAAGGCGCUAUGGGAGGACGUAUGAGAAUAUUCAGUCGACGGAGUAUUGGGCGCCUAAUGAUGCGCAGCAGAAUUAUGGUCUGGAUCUCACGCAUGUCGGACUGUUCUUUACUCUCGGCGAGAAAUUGUUCCUUGCGCCUGUUGAAGAACCGAAACGUGUGCUGGAUAUCGGCACGGGCACGGGGAUUUGGGCGAUUGACUUUGGAGAUGAGCACCCAGAGGCUGAAGUCACAGGCACAGAUCUAAGUCCUAUCCAGCCAGCCGUAGUUCCUCCAAACGUCAAGUUCGUCAUUGACGAUUGUCUGCUCGACUGGACGUGGCCUGAGGACCAUUUCGACUUUAUCCACAUCCGCGCCAUGUAUGGCAGUGUUCCCGACUGGGUCGAUCUAUACAGCAAGGCAUAUACACACCUUGCACCGGGAGGCUGGAUCCAAGAUCUAGAAAUGGACGUCAAGCUUCAGUCCGAUCACGUCAAACUGCCCCCCGACCACGUCUUCAACGUCUGGGCAGACGCAUUCUACCGCGCGGGCCAGAAAAUGGGCCGUUCAUUCGACAUCUGCAAAGGGCACACGAUGCGCGAUAAUCUCAAAGCAGCAGGCUUCGUCGACAUCGUGGAAAAGAAGAUCAAGGCGCCCAUGCACUUGUGGCCCAGCGAUCAGAAACUGAAACGAGCAGGAGAACUGUUCCUAGAGGCUCUGGAGCAGAGUGUUGAAGGAGAGGAGGUUGAAGUGCUGCUGGGGCUGUUUCGUAAGGAGAUGAGGGAUAAGAGUACAUGUGCAUGGAUAUCAGUCCAACACUCGUCUUCAGCCUCAUCCUUGCCCCACAGGGACAUGAACAUGCCGAUACGACCAAACCCCGAAAUCCAUAUUGCCGUCAAAGUUAAGCUGUACCUAAUUCCCGUCUAUCAAGAAAUCUAA
Molecule: messenger RNA, 1469 nt
Organism: Fusarium oxysporum Fo47
Lineage: Eukaryota; Fungi; Ascomycota; Sordariomycetes; Hypocreales; Nectriaceae
Product: S-adenosyl-L-methionine-dependent methyltransferase
Exons: 3
Coding region: 402-1469 (355 amino acids)
Molecular function (GO): methyltransferase activity
Source: RefSeq, a predicted model, not a curated record